AAAUGUUUCAAAAUAUGCUCUACAUAAAUGGAAUUUUAUUGACUUUCAAAUAUUCUGUUUCAAAUAGAGCAUAAAGCGUUGUCUUUACUACUUAUCGAGCGACCGCCACAAUUUCUCACCGAACAGCUGUUUUCAUUGUAAUGCACUAAAUUAGUCCAAAAACGCGUUUUAAACGCUUGUGACGUGUUGUAUUUUGUAAAUUAUGUUAUUUUAACAGAAUUUACUUAAUUAAAUUGUAUCUUGUACGUGGGACUUUGGCUUUUUAAACACAAACAACAUGUUGACCCUACGAGAGCGGCAAAUAAAUGCAAUUAAGCAAAUGCUUAAUUUAAAUUCGCAGCAGCCGAAAGCUUUGGCCGCGGAGCCCGUGUGGAAGAUACUCAUCUACGAUCGCGUUGGCCAGGACAUAAUAUCUCCAAUUAUAUCCAUAAAGGAGCUCCGAGAACUGGGUGUGACUUUGCAUGUACAACUUCACUCGGAUCGUGACUCUAUACCUGAUGUGCCUGCCGUGUACUUUUGCCUGCCCACGGACGAGAAUCUCGAUCGGAUACAGCAGGACUUCUCCAAUGGCCUCUACGACAUUUAUCAUCUAAAUUUCCUAGCUCCCAUCACACGCAGCAAAAUCGAGAAUCUAGCUGCAGCUGCCCUACACGCCGGCUGCGUGGCCAACAUUCAUCGAGUCUACGAUCAGUAUGUAAACUUCAUCAGCCUGGAGGAUGAUUUUUUCAUACUGAAGCAUCAGCAGAGCGAUCAGCUCUCCUACUAUGCUAUCAACCGUGCCAAUACGCGCGAUGAGGAGAUGGAGGCGUUGAUGGAUUCAAUUGUGGACUCGCUCUUCGCGCUAUUCGUCACGCUGGGCAAUGUGCCGAUCAUUCGAUGCCCGAGGAACAGCGCUGCAGAAAUGGUCGCUCGCAAGCUGGAGAAGAAGCUACGCGAGAAUCUUUGGGAUGCACGCGCCAACCUCUUUCACAUGGAUGCCACACAGGCUGGCGGCGGAGUGUUCAGCUUUCAACGUCCUGUGCUGCUGCUGCUCGACAGGAAUAUGGAUCUAGCCACGCCCUUGCAUCACACCUGGUCCUACCAGGCACUGGUGCAUGAUGUGCUUGAUCUAGGCUUGAACUUGGUCUAUGUGGAGGAUGAGGCCACAGCUGCCAGUGCGGGCGCUCGCAAGAAGCCCAAAGCCUGCGACUUGGAUCGCAAUGAUCGCUUUUGGGUCACGCACAAGGGCAGCCCGUUUCCUACUGUUGCAGAGGCCAUACAGGAGGAGUUGGAAUCCUAUCGCAACUCAGAGGAGGAAAUCAAACGUCUCAAGACCUCAAUGGGCAUUGAAGGAGAGUCGGAGAUAGCCUUCUCGCUGGUCAAUGAUACAACUGCUUUACUAACAAGCGCCGUCAAUUCGCUGCCACAGCUAAUGGAGAAAAAGCGUCUGAUCGAUAUGCACACAAAGAUCGCAACAGCUAUAUUGAAUUACAUCAAAGCGCGUCGUUUGGACUCCUAUUUUGAAAUAGAGGAGAAAAUCAUGUCGAAGCAAACGCUCGACAAGCCGCUGCUUGAGCUGUUGCGCGACGCGGAGUUCGGCCAACCGGAGGAUAAGCUGCGAUUGUAUAUCAUCUAUUACAUAUGCGGACAACAGCUGCCGGAGUCGGAGUUGGAACGUUUACGCGAAGCACUCCAAGCAGCUGGCUGUGAUUUAACUGCCUUGGCGUACGUUCAGCGCUGGAAGUCGAUAAUGAAUCGGUCGCCUAGCAUUAGCCAGGUCACUCAAUACGAGGGAGGAGGCACACGCACUGUUUCCAUGUUCACCAAGCUCGUAUCACAGGGCAGCUCCUUUGUCAUGGAGGGUGUUAAGAACCUGGUGGUCAAGCGGCAUAACUUACCUGUUACCAAGAUCACGGAACAGGUGAUGGAGUGUCGCAGCAAUGCUGAGACAGAUGACUAUCUCUAUUUGGAUCCGAAGCUGUUGAAGGGCGGCGAUGUGCUGCCCAAGAAUCGCGCACCAUUCCAGGAUGCAGUUGUCUUUAUGGUUGGCGGCGGCAAUUACAUUGAGUAUCAGAAUCUGGUGGAUUUCAUCAAGCAGAAGCAAACGUCCAAUGUGCAUAGACGCAUCAUCUAUGGCGCUUCCACGCUGACCAAUGCGAGGCAGUUCCUCAAGGAGCUCUCGGCGCUGGGCAAUGAAAUACAGACACCUGCAACGAGUUAGGAGCGACUGCUUAGCUUUCACUGCUGCUGAGAGGAAGACAACUACUAUCUGUGUGCGUGUGUGUCUGUGUGUGGCUUUUUCUUAUAUAUAUAUAUUUUAAGCAUAUCCAAA
This is a messenger RNA of Drosophila hydei, 2311 nucleotides long. It is a transcript of the gene Slh, whose product is annotated as protein sly1 homolog. Gene Ontology annotation, molecular function: syntaxin binding. The record is from RefSeq and is a predicted model, not a curated record. Gene Ontology annotation, cellular component: cytosol; Golgi membrane. The coding region runs from base 278 to 2200 and encodes 640 amino acids. Gene Ontology annotation, biological process: intracellular protein transport; endoplasmic reticulum to Golgi vesicle-mediated transport. Lineage: Eukaryota; Metazoa; Arthropoda; Insecta; Diptera; Drosophilidae. The transcript is spliced from 6 exons.